Molecule: messenger RNA, 1353 nt
Organism: Penicillium maclennaniae
Lineage: Eukaryota; Fungi; Ascomycota; Eurotiomycetes; Eurotiales; Aspergillaceae
Exons: 10
Coding region: 1-1353 (450 amino acids)
Biological process (GO): amino acid transmembrane transport
Cellular component (GO): vacuolar membrane
Molecular function (GO): amino acid transmembrane transporter activity
Source: RefSeq, a predicted model, not a curated record
AUGAGUGACGAGGAGUCCUAUGCAGUCGAUGCAAAAAAGCCCAUUGACGGUCCCCUCAAAGAUGGUGAAAAGCCGUUUGCUGCAAAGUAUCUGGAACCUUUUGGCAAUGAGGAGACUGCCGAGGUUAAGUAUCGGACUAUGAAGUGGUGGCACUGUGGAAUGCUCAUGAUCGCCGAGAAUGUCUCUGUGGGAAUUCUUUCUCUUCCUUCCGCUGUAGCCACCCUUGGAAUGGCUCCUGCUGCGAUCAUGAUUUUGUUCAUCUCUGCUCUUUCCUGGUACACAGGUUACGAGAUUGGCCAGUUCAAGCUUCGUCACCCAGAAAUUCACAGCAUGGGAGACGCUGGUGAGCUCCUGAUGGGCCGUGUCGGCCGUGAAGUGCUCGGUAUUGGCCAGCUGUUGUUGUUGAUUUUCCUCAUGGCCAGCAACAUCCUGACUUUCAACAUCCUUAUGAACGUUUUGACGGAUCACGGCACCUGCACACUGGUCUUCGGUGUUGUUGGUCUGGUCAUCUGUUUCCUGGGUGCAUUGCCUCGUACCAUGGAAAAGGUCUAUUGGAUGUCUUGCAUUUCGUUCUUGAGUGUUUUCGUCGCCGUUAUGGUGACUAUGGCCACUGCUGGAGUCGAGAGCAAGGGCAAUGUCGUCAACCAUGCCACCACUGAAGUCAGCUUCCGCGACGGAUUCCUCGCGGUGACUAAUAUCAUUUUCGCUUACCUUGCUCACAUCGCUUAUUUUGGCUUCAUGUCUGAGAUGGAGGACCCUCGAACCUUCAAUAAAUCGUUGGCCAUGCUUCAAAUCAUCGACACGGUCCUUUACCUGAUCAGUGCUCUGAUCAUCUAUCACUACGUCGGACCCGAUGUUGAGUCUCCCGCCAUUUUGUCCUUGAGCCCGUUGAUGAGCAAGAUCGCCUGGGGCCUUGCCAUUCCGACUGUCAUUCUCUCCGGUGUUGUCUUGGGUCACGUUGCGUGCAAGUACAUUUACGUCCGCCUUUUCCGCGGUUCCGACAAGAUGCACAGCCGAAGCUUUCUUUCAGUUGGAUCCUGGGUCGCCAUUUGUAUCGGCGUGUGGGUCAUCUCGUGGGUUGUCGCAGAAUCAAUUCCCGUUUUCAAUGACCUGCUCAGUCUCAUUAGUGCGUUGUUUGGAAGUUGGUUCAGCUUUGGUCUCCCUGCAAUCUUCUGGUUCUACAUGAACCGUGGUCAAUUCUUCAAAAACUGGAAGAAAACUUGUUUGACUAUCAUCAACAUUCUGAUCUUGGCAAUUGCCUUCGCCAUGUGUGGACUUGGGCUUUACGUGUCCGCUGUCGCGAUUCAUGAUGACUCUAGCUCCAGCAGUUGGUCUUGUGCCAACAAUGUAUGA